GGGAGAAUAUGCUUGUCGUAUCACAUUUAGCCAGUGGUGCGAUGAUGGCACCGAGCAGGUUCAAGAGAUGAGAAAAGCAACCUCGGAGUGAAAGGCGGGGAGAAAGAAGAAGUUGGGGGGCCUGACCCUGCUCGCUAUGGGGAUCUGGGUAAGCGUUGAUGGAGGCUCGUUCCUGCGGCUGCUUGGACCGUUCUCAGGCCAGGGCAUGCAGUUUGUCAACGUGGGCUUUUUCUGCAUCGCCAUCGGGGGAGUGCUGGUGCUGCUGGGGCUCCUGGGCUGUUGCGGGGCACAGAAGGAGAGCAAGUGCUUACUGCUCACGUUCUUUUCCAUCAUCCUCGUCAUCUUCAUCGCUGAAGUGGCUGCAGCAGUUGUGGCUCUGGCCUACUCUUCAUUCGCUGAGGGGAUCCUCCGAGCGUGGGCCACCCCUGCUUUGAAGACAGAGUACGGCAGUGAACCUGUGGUGACCAAGAUGUGGAACACGACCAUGGAAGAGGUGAAGUGCUGCGGUUUCACCAACUACACUGACUUUUUGGGCUCCAAGUUUGAAAAAGAGAACGGAGGAAGUCUGCCGCCCAGCUGCUGCACGACAAACAACUCCUCCUGCAACUCAACGGAGGCAGAGCGCAGCGCUGUGAAGGGCUGUUUUGAAAAUAUCCUGCAGAUCCUCAAAGAGCACGCCAACAUCGUGGGAGGCAUUGCAGCAGGGAUAGGAGUUGUGGAGAUUGCUGCCAUGAUCGUGUCCAUGUAUCUUUACUGCCACCUGGACGACAGAAUCCGCUGAGACUUCUGAACUCGAAAAUUAAGGGACUAACUACAUGCAAUUUUAAAUCUGCAAUGUCCAUACAUCACAUACGAGAAGCGAAAAUACAAAGUCAUAUAUAAGUAAUGUUUGUAUUUUAUAUAAAGUUGUGUAAAAAUGUAAAGCACCUUUAG
This is a messenger RNA of Notolabrus celidotus (New Zealand spotty), 933 nucleotides long. Its product is annotated as tetraspanin-1. NCBI's taxonomy places the organism in Eukaryota, Metazoa, Chordata, Actinopteri, Labriformes, Labridae. The record is from RefSeq and is a predicted model, not a curated record. Gene Ontology annotation, cellular component: membrane. The transcript has 7 exons. The coding region runs from base 137 to 781 and encodes 214 amino acids.